AUGGCUAAGGUUAAAGUGAAAACGUCUGUAAUCAAACUUAUCUCGACCGCUGCUACUGGCUAUUCGAGGAGCAUCACCAUUAAAAGGGGUGCUCCUUUAGUGCAUCAGGUUAGAUAUGACCCUGUUGCCAAACGUCAUGUUCUUUUCAAAGAGGCCAAGAAAAGAAAGAUUCCUGAAAUUCCAAAGUUAGUCUUUUCAAGAAAGCUUGCAAAGUCAUAG
Messenger RNA from Kazachstania africana CBS 2517, 219 nucleotides. RefSeq names its product mitochondrial 54S ribosomal protein bL33m (gene MRPL39). The transcript has a single exon. Lineage: Eukaryota; Fungi; Ascomycota; Saccharomycetes; Saccharomycetales; Saccharomycetaceae. Gene Ontology annotation, biological process: translation. The coding region runs from base 1 to 219 and encodes 72 amino acids. The record is from RefSeq and is a predicted model, not a curated record. Gene Ontology annotation, cellular component: mitochondrion.